This is a messenger RNA of Hordeum vulgare subsp. vulgare (domesticated barley), 1045 nucleotides long. RefSeq names its product ethylene-responsive transcription factor ERF026-like. Gene Ontology annotation, biological process: regulation of DNA-templated transcription. NCBI's taxonomy places the organism in Eukaryota, Viridiplantae, Streptophyta, Magnoliopsida, Poales, Poaceae. The transcript has a single exon. The record is from RefSeq and is a predicted model, not a curated record. Gene Ontology annotation, molecular function: DNA binding; DNA-binding transcription factor activity. Bases 227 to 826 code for a protein of 199 amino acids.
UAUAUAUCGUGGUCAAAGUGUCUGCUAAUUGGCAUUGCGAAUACUGUUACAAGCUGGUUUGUUCACUGGCUCCUCGCUCGCUUUGCUACGUUCCUCGUGCAGCUCGGUUGAGUACGUGUUGGUUGGUGCAAUGUACGUAGUCCGUUGCAUGUGUUGGUAGGGAGAGUGUUGCGCUGCACGGGUGUGAAACUCUGAGUUGGGUUCGUUGGCUGGUACUCCUACUUGAAUGGAGCAAGGAAGGGAGGGGCUGAUGGGGAGCAUGUGCGGGAGGCGGCCGAGAGCGGAGACGCGCCACCCUGUGUACCGCGGCGUGCGGUUCCGGGCGGGGAAGUGGGUGUCGGAGAUCCGGGAGCUGCGCAAGCACACCAGGAUCUGGCUCGGCACCUACCCGACGCCCGAGAUGGCCGCGGCGGCGUACGACGCGGCCGCAUUGGCCCUGCGUGGCGCGGGGACAGCGCUCAACUUCCCGGACGCGGCGAGGUCGCGCCCGGCGCCGGCGUCCAUGUCCGCCGACGAUGUCCGUGCCGCGGCGGCCGCUGCCGCCGCGGCCGCGAUGGGCAGCACCUGGACUUCUCAUCGGGGCGACCAAUGCUAUGAUGAUCAGCCGCGUGGAGGCGAGUCGCACAGGCGUGAGCUUGACGACACGGUCGGCGUCGUGGACGAGGACGACGUGUUCGAGAUGCCGCGGCUGAUGGUGAGCAUGGCGGAGGGGCUGAUGAUCAACCCGCCGGUGCUGGGCACAGCGGCGGCAGACGGUUGCUCGGCGGCGUCGUACUACGCGGAAGCUGAGGAUGAGGGCGCCGUGAGCUUGUGGGAUCACUCUUGAUCGAUCACGUAAUGGAGAUAGUGGAGGAGGGUGUGACUAAGACCGAUAGGGACGCGCGCCAUGAGCCCAUGACCUGCUGGUGGCGAUGUGGGAUCGCCCGUGAUGUGGACGGACGAAUGUUUGUUGGCCAAACGUAGUAUAUAUGUACGCUCUGUAACUGUAAUGCGCCAUGUAGUACGUAGCAUGGAUGUGAAAUGGAUGGUUGGGACACAACAUGGA